Molecule: messenger RNA, 1044 nt
Organism: Mytilinidion resinicola
Lineage: Eukaryota; Fungi; Ascomycota; Dothideomycetes; Mytilinidiales; Mytilinidiaceae
Product: alpha/beta-hydrolase
Exons: 2
Coding region: 205-966 (253 amino acids)
Biological process (GO): protein depalmitoylation
Cellular component (GO): cytoplasm
Molecular function (GO): carboxylic ester hydrolase activity; palmitoyl-(protein) hydrolase activity
Source: RefSeq, a predicted model, not a curated record
UGAGCUGAUAAGUAUACGAAAGCGUCCUCGUAAACUGCUCGUGUUUCCACCUAUAGCAGAGAUUGCGACUGUAUCUGCCUAGAUGUUGAUCAUAGGGCGCGUCACCUCUCUCUUAAAGAUCCGCAAACGACGUGCCCUUUAUCCUCUAUCAAGAUAAAGGUCAAAAUCCUCAAUUCGUUCUCCAGAGCUAGUAUAUCUUCCAAGAUGCCUUUUCCACCACUUUACAUCAUCAACCCUCAACCAGAUUACUCACACACUCACACAAUUAUCCUACUCCACGGUCUAGGCAGUACUGCGAGUCAAUUUGCAACUGAUCUCUUCUCCCACAAGUCCUCCGACCCCUAUCAGACUCUAGCAUCUGCGCUGCCGAAUUUCCGCUGGGUCUUUCCCGAUGCUGGCGAUCUCCAGAUACCCGGCCUCAAGGAAUGCAUGCCCUACUUGAAGAGCGUGAUAGAGUCAGAGGUCGAAAGUCUAGGCGGAAACUCAGAGCACGUAGUGCUGGGGGGGUUUAGUCAAGGAAGCGCGACAGCACUGUGGACCUUUUUAACCGGCUCGGCAACAGUUCGAGGGAAACUAGGAGCAUUUAUCGGACUGGGCACCUGGCUUCCUCUACCGAAGGAUGCGGACCCGAUCAAGAAUGUCGACUCUACGUGCGUCAAUAUAGACACAAAUGCUCAGGUGCUGAUGGAUACGCUGCUGCGCACGCUUGAUAUGGCUGGUCCUCCGUCAAAAGAAGCGAUCAUUAAAGCUAUGCACGAUACUCCGGCUUUCCUCGGCCACGGUAUAGACGAUGAACAGAUUAACCUCAAGCAUGGGCAUGCGGUGCGACAUAUUCUCCAGGCUGUUGGUACGCAGGUCGAGUGGAAGGACUACGUUGGAGCUGAGAGAGAAGGUCACUGGAUCAAGGAGCCCGAGGAAUUUGACGAUAUCAUUGCGUUUGUCCAGCGCCAAUGUAGAGGCGAAUGAGUCUAUUCAUUUCUUAUUUGGAUAGCAAUCAUUUAGUUUGCAAAGUCUCCAUUCUCGAACGGAACUCAAGUGUCAUCU